GUUGUUCGUACAUUUUCGUUUAGUGCCGUGGCAUCUUUUCGGGGCUUCGGCGGGUCAGUCGGGUGUCCGGUUCCGCUCCACUGACUGCUUCAGUUACUGGCAGACUAGUCAGUCCAGUCGCGGUCACGAGGCAGAGACUGUGUGACAGACAGGAGGAUGCCGCUGCCCCACGUGACCCGGCUGCUGCGACGCUCCGUGUCGCCCGUCCUGCGGAGGAACGUCGGCCUGUCGGCGGCGCUCUUGAGCCGCGCCAAGGAACUGGACCCCGUGCAGAAGCUCUUCCUCGACAAGAUCCGCGACUACGACAGCAAGAGCAAAGCCGCGGGGGGCGUCGUCGAUACGGGUCCCGCCUACGAGAAGAACCUCUCUGAGGAGAUCGGCAAACUGCAGCGCCUCUAUGGGGGCGGAGACCUCACCACGUUCCCGGAAUUUAAGUUCCCAGAGCCUAAGCUGGAGGAAGUGGUGGCCAAGUGAGGAGUCUCUGCUGUGUGUGUUCCUGUGUGUCCCGCUCCUUAUUUAAUAAACUCUUUCGGGUUA
Molecule: messenger RNA, 537 nt
Organism: Scleropages formosus (Asian bonytongue)
Lineage: Eukaryota; Metazoa; Chordata; Actinopteri; Osteoglossiformes; Osteoglossidae
Gene: atp5pf
Product: ATP synthase peripheral stalk subunit F6
Exons: 4
Coding region: 157-474 (105 amino acids)
Biological process (GO): proton motive force-driven ATP synthesis
Cellular component (GO): proton-transporting ATP synthase complex
Molecular function (GO): proton transmembrane transporter activity
Source: RefSeq, a predicted model, not a curated record